AUGUGGGCUAACGUCUGCAGACGAAGGUCCAUCCAUGACUUACUUUUGAAUCCCACAUUCACACCUCUUUGUCCUUCCAAUCACCUCCUUCACCAUCACUCAGCUCAACUUGACUCGACUCGACUCGACUCGACCCAACUCCUUCUCCAUCGAACUUCGAAGGACAUCCUCGUUAUUGCUGCCGACUUCCUGACACCACUCGACACUUUUGGACAUAUCAAUAACACAUACGCAUACAUAACAUGGCCGACCGAUACUCAUUCUCCCUCACCACCUUCUCGCCCUCUGGAAAGUUGGUUCAGAUCGAGUAUGCCCUCAGUGCCGUCAACUCCGGUGUCACCUCCAUCGGCAUCAAAGCAACCAACGGAAUCGUGGUCGCGACAGAGAAAAAGGCGGUCUCGACACUCAUUGACGACUCCUCGCUCGAAAAGGUCGCGAUUAUCAGCUCCAACAUUGGAAUGGUCUACUCGGGCAUGGGUCCCGACUACCGUGUGCUCGUCAACAAGGCAAGGAAGGCUGCUCAGGCCUACAAGAGAGUCUACAUGGAGGAACCACCCACCGCCAUCCUCGUCAAGGAAAUCGCCAGCGUCAUGCAGGAGUUCACACAGUCUGGUGGUGUGCGUCCAUUCGGUGUAUCAUUGUUGAUCGCAGGAUUUGACGAGAGCGGUCCUAUGCUGUACCAGGUCGAUCCUUCAGGCUCAUACUGGCCAUGGAAGGCCACGGCCAUCGGCAAGAACAUGGUCAAUGCAAAGACGUUCUUGGAGAAGCGAUACAAUGAGGACAUUGAGCUCGAGGAUGCCAUCCACACCGCUAUCUUGACACUCAAGGAAGGGUUCGAGGGCCAGAUGACAGAAAACACCAUCGAGAUCGGUGUCAUCACAGGAGUCGUUUCUACCAAGGAUGAUGGCUCCGUUGUCUUGCCAGAAUUCAGGAAAUUGUCGCCAAGCGAGGUCAAGGAUUAUUUGGCCAACAUUGCCUAAGCAAAGCGGUUGCAGUUGCUGGCGUCAGGAUCGGAAUCAGGAUCAAGAUACGAAUGCAAUUCUGACGCACAGCAGGAAUGAUAUAUGGAUCUGGCCCUGGUCAUCGUCUGGGACAGGCAAUGAGAACGGGAAAACGAACUGAAAGGAGCGUCAUUAUAAAUAAAAGCAUCCUUCUUGUGAAUACCUGACACAAAGUAAAUCAAC
Gamsiella multidivaricata is the source of this 1184-nucleotide messenger RNA. RefSeq names its product nucleophile aminohydrolase. Bases 243 to 980 code for a protein of 245 amino acids. The transcript has 3 exons. The record is from RefSeq and is a predicted model, not a curated record. Gene Ontology annotation, cellular component: proteasome core complex, alpha-subunit complex; proteasome core complex. Gene Ontology annotation, biological process: ubiquitin-dependent protein catabolic process. NCBI's taxonomy places the organism in Eukaryota, Fungi, Mortierellomycota, Mortierellomycetes, Mortierellales, Mortierellaceae.